Molecule: messenger RNA, 2043 nt
Organism: Cucurbitaria berberidis CBS 394.84
Lineage: Eukaryota; Fungi; Ascomycota; Dothideomycetes; Pleosporales; Cucurbitariaceae
Product: nucleolar complex-associated protein 3
Exons: 1
Coding region: 1-2043 (680 amino acids)
Biological process (GO): DNA replication initiation
Cellular component (GO): nucleolus
Molecular function (GO): chromatin binding
Source: RefSeq, a predicted model, not a curated record
AUGUCACGGGUACCGGCUGCAAAGAGGCGCCGGAUUUCUCCUCCGGAAGAUGGGGAGCGUACGAACGAUACGGCCCAAGACCACAAGGGAACCUUCCUGAAGAAUGCGGCGAAAUGGGAUCUCGAGCAGGAUUACGAAACUCGGCCGCGCAAACUGAAGAAGCAGAAGGAGAACAAGAAACUGCCCGUUAGGACAACAGAAGGAUGGGUAGCGCAUCCAGUCGCCGCGGAAGAUGUGAAGAGUGAAGAAGAGUCGGACAGCUUUCUAGGCUCAGGAAGCGAAGCCGAGGAGGACGUUGAGGAGGAAGAAAAGGUUGAGGAAGAACAGCCAAAGAUACCAGCACGGCAGCAGAUAUUUGAGGCUAAAGAAGAGCUGGCACGCAUAGCGGCCCUGGUCAAUGAAGACCCUGAAGAGCACAUUGGCGCUUUGAAGACGCUGGCUGCCAUCGCAGACUCAGAGAAUAUCACGGUCAAGAAGCUGGCGUUGGCGACACAGGUGGCUAUUUUCAAAGAUUUGAUUCCUGGAUACAGGAUACGACCUCUGUCGGAAGAGAAGAUGCAGGAAAAGAUCUCCAAGGAAGUCAAAAAGCUACGAAUGUUCGAACAGAAGCUAGUCUCAAGUUACGAGGCAUACGUAAAGCAUCUAGCGAGACUGGCGAAGAGCAGUGGCUCCGAUAAGGAGCAGAUUGCAAGCCUGGCUUCGGUCGCUGUCAGUUGCGCGUGCAACCUUCUCGCGGCAGUUCCUCACUUCAACUUCCGCGGAGAGCUUUUGAAGAUUUUGGUCGGAAAGUUGAGCACGAGACGUGUCGACCCGGACUUUGUGAAAUGUAGAACGGCCCUGGAGAAACUAUUCGAGAGUGAUGAGGAUGGCACUGCAUCGCUAGAAGCGGUCACUAUGUUGACCAAGAUGAUGAAGGGCAAGAACUACCAUUUCGAUGAAAGCGUCCUCAAUACCUUCCUGCAUCUUCGGCUGCUGUCCGAAUUUGCUCACAAAGCUUCCUACCACUCCGUUGACAAAUCGGAAGGCCAGCCUAUGAGCGGCAAGAAGCUGAAGCAGACGCGCGAGUUCCGGACGAAGAGACUACGAAAGGAAUUGAAAGAGAAGAAGGCGAUAGAAAAGGAGUUCAAAGAAGCCGAUGCCGCUGUCAGCCACGAAGAACGAGACAGAAUGCAGGCUGAGACACUGAAGAUGGUGUUUGUGGCAUAUUUCCGUAUACUGAAGGCACGUUCACCAAAGCUCAUGGGUGCGGUGCUGGAAGGGUUGGCACGAUACGCACAUUUGAUCAAUCAAGAUUUCUUCGGCGACAUCCUCGAAGCACUACGCGACAUCAUUUCUACCGCCGAAGUCUCAGCAGCGGCCGCGGUCGAGGAGGACUCUGACGCAGAAGACGAAGACGACGACGACGAAGCCCCAGAUCGGAAUCUCACACGUGAAUCCCUUCUUUGCGUCAUCACCGCCUUCGCCCUCCUCGAAGGUCAAGAUGCCGCGAAAGUCGCAUCGACGCUGAAACUUGACCUCAGUUUCUUCAUCACGCAUCUCUACCGCACGCUACACCCUGUGUCUCUCAAUCCAGACAUCGAACUCAGCACUAAAUCCCUGCAUCUUUCCGAUCCUAACACCGCCCAAUCGCACGCCGACACGGCAAAGAUUAACGUACAAACGACCAUUGUCCUACUGAUCCGCUCUCUCUCCUCUGUUCUCUUGCCUGCUGCCUCAAUCCGCGCCGUGCCCCCAAUCCGCGUCGCUGCUUUCGCGAAGCAACUAAUCACUAUCGCUUUACACUUACCGGAGAAGAGCUGCACGGCUAUGUUGGGGCUGUUGAACCGGAUUACCAGAACACAUGGCAAGAAGGUUGCGCCGUUGUGGAAUACGGAAGAGAGGAGGGGUGACGGAGUGUUUGAUGGGCUGAAACAGGAGAUUGAGGGGAGCAAUCCAUUUGCGGCGACGGUCUGGGAGGGGGAGAUACUGAGGAUGCAUUUCUGUCCUACGGUCAGAGAAGCGGUGAGCGGGAUUGAUAAAAACGUCAUGGAGGCGAUCAGGUAA